GAGCGGACAAUCCCUGCAGGGCUCGUGCCUCAGUCCCGCUUGAUGAGACUUUGUGGCUUCGUCGGCGCGUUCUCAAUCUUCUUGCCCACCCGUCCACAACAACAUUGUACAAGUAAUGGCCCCCAUUUCUCUAUAGCCCUCCAGCGCUUCGUAGAACUACAUCUAAUUUUUAAAAAAAAAACGAAAAUGGGCGCGGUGAUGGCUCUGCCUACAGCAGCCGGUGGUACCCACCACAUUCUCCCAGCUCAAGCGUUUGAGCUCGGUCCCACAACCGUUGCUGGAGGCAUACCGGGAUUCAACGUACUGAACAAUGUCUGGUACAGAGACAGAACCUUCUUUUACCUUGAAAAUGAGGAUGCCGGCGAGCCCGUACUAUCGCCUGAUCAUCUAUUGACUUACUCGGGAAGUGGAUCUGGGACCAAGGGUUUCGAACGUAUCCAAUGGGAGCAGUCGGCAGCGACUCAGCAUAGACGCGCUGAAGAGCGGAGUCUGGGCACGAAAGAUACGACCAUAUUACACGGGACCACACGUGAGUCAUAUCGUUCUUGUCAGCAGGAGCAGCUCUGCCCGACCUUCUCUGUGACAAUCUGCGGGAUCUACUGUACGCAAGAUUCUCAUCUCUCCUCUCAGUAUUCUUCAAUGACGGCUAUGACAACAAAUGGUCAGGCUACAAGUGGCUCUAUCACAUGGUGGCCGAAGCACUCCUCGGAUCCCUCGCCGUCCUCUCCUCAGUGGAACCCCUUCCCAACGACUUUGCCCUCCGCGCUGCAGCUGGCGAUUGGGCGUCUUCUACCGAUAGAUUAGCUGGAGGAGAAAGUGAAGGACUGCCGGAUCGGUUGAUUGUUGCGUGGGAUCAGCUCUGGGAUGCGAGGUACGGUCUGCCGAGGACUGUCGCAGAAUCGGUGUUUGGUGACGACAACUUGAUUGAACCUGAUGAAUGGAGAGAUAUGUCGGGUGAUGGUUGGGUAUACUUCGAAAGAAUCCUCCUCCUCGAUCGUUCUGUUUCCCACCGCUUCAACCCUCUUUCUCAACAAUGGCUCAAAAUGGCUCUCGACGCCUACCAACUAGCUCCCUCCCCAGACUUCUUCACCCCCCUCCGCCGCGCUCUCCUUUCCUUCUACAACAUCCCUUCUCUCACACGUCCUUCGCCCGGGAUGAGCGUAAACUUCAAGAGGCCGAAGAUUGUUUAUGUUGAGAGGCAGAGCACAAAGAGGAGAUUCGAAGCGCAGGUGCAUGAAGAUCUGGUGAAGAGGUUGGAGAGGUUGGAGAAGAUGGGAGAGGCGAAGGUGGGAUUGGCGGUGUUGGAAGGGAUGGAGAAAAGGGAGCAGUUCAAGUUGUUCGCUGACGCUGAUAUCAUCCUGGGGAUCCACGGUAAUGGCCUCACCCACGAACUUUGGAUGCCCUCUGGCGGUAUCAUGAUUGAGAUCCUCCCUCCUGGCGACUUUCACUACGACUACGCGCCUGUGUCUAUAGCUCUAGGACAUGAGCACCUGAUAUGGCAGAAUGACAGACUCUUUCCUCGGGAUAUGUGGUUACCACAAAACACGGGAAAUGGAAGUCUUAUACAUGACGGCUCUUCCAUCCCGCUCGAUGUGGAUUCGUUGAUAACGAUGGUAGAGGCCCUUGUGAAGAGCAUGACUUUCUCAUAUCAUUAGUCAUAGACUGUUCUGCGUCAGUCAAAAUGUUGAUUUGUCCGCUCGUCUACCUUUUUGAUAUGUGCCAUGUACUAUAGUGUAGUGUGAUCAGCACACAGUACAGUAUGAGCUGGCCCGCAGUGACUCGUCCAUAACCAGUCGUCUCACAUCCAAACCAGCAGCUGCCAGCACUAGGUUGCUAAAGUUUAUGAGACCGCCUUUUCCCGGAAUCCAAUUACGAUGAUCUUGUCCAUUGUAUUGGAAGUCUUUUAUGUGACCCGUAAGCGUAGCCGCU
Messenger RNA from Cryptococcus amylolentus CBS 6039, 1929 nucleotides. RefSeq lists its product as hypothetical. The transcript has 7 exons. Gene Ontology annotation, molecular function: protein O-acetylglucosaminyltransferase activity. Bases 687 to 1655 code for a protein of 322 amino acids. NCBI's taxonomy places the organism in Eukaryota, Fungi, Basidiomycota, Tremellomycetes, Tremellales, Cryptococcaceae. Gene Ontology annotation, cellular component: endoplasmic reticulum. The record is from RefSeq and is a predicted model, not a curated record. Gene Ontology annotation, biological process: protein O-linked glycosylation via mannose.